AGCACCUCGGCCUGGCAGAAAACCUGACCUGACGACAAGAUGCAUUCUCUUUCAGUGCGACUUGUCCUUCCCUUCUGCACACUUCUCUAGCUCGUACCACCGCAGCCUUUGUUGCAUUCCCUCGUUGUUGCGUGCUUCCUCCCUGCGUCGAGUGUUAUCGAUAGAGUGCCGUUGCCAGGAAACCGCCGCCGCCGCCCUCAAUAACGGACAGGGUGAUCGAAUAUCGCGUUUCAAGCGGGCUCCCUCGACCUGUCGCCCAUCUUCCAGCAAUUCGGAGCGCAGGACCCAGUGCUGCGCAAAAGGCAAACCCCUACAUCCCCGAUCGGCCUUGCCCAUUCCUGUCCUCCGGCGAACCUAGCCCGCCAGACCAUGGCCCCAGCUGCACAUGCAGGCAUGCAUGGCCUCGACGCCGUUAAGAGCCCCAACCCGCUCGCCCUGCAGUCUCCGCAGGCCUCCCAUGCGACCAGUAUCUCGUUGAGAGACCGCCGAAACUCACUGCACCCUCUCCGACAGAACGCUCCAUCCAUCGCAGAGCAGAAGGUGGACGCUUUCGACGACGUGGACAUCUCAGACUCCAUCCAACCGCCACCUUCCGCACUCACAUCGGCGACUGCCACUGCCUAUAACCCGCACGGUGAGGUGCCCUCCCCUCUCGAGAACUACUCCUCUUCACCCCGUACAUCACACCAAAGAUCUCUCACCGGCACAUUCUUCGACAACUGCCAGCCGCUUAUCAAUCGCGCCACAUCCACACUCCAACAACAUACUUCGCGCACAUCUUUCCACUCACCUACCAAGUCACUGGCGAGCUUCAUCCCUUCCAGGAGCGCACUCGAAUCGAAGGCAAGCCAGCCCAACAUCCGCGCGGGUGCAAAGGCGCUGCAGAACUGGUUCAACGGCGCGACUACUGGCGCAAGCGGACAGGUAGCAUUUGGUGUGGGGAUACGACAGGAAGACUCAGAUUCAGACGAGUACGAUUCGGAGGAGGACGACAUCGACGACAACAUGAUGAGUGGCAUCUUCAACCGUGGAACCUCGCUCACGCGCGCGUCCAAUGAUUCGCAGGAGCCCCGUCAGGGUCCAACCUCCACCAAGCGCCCCGCGAUGCCUUUGUCGACGUCAACAGCGAGUUCGAGAUUCGCUUGGCUGCUCAACACACAGAAAAAUGCAGCAAUACCGCCGCCCGUUGCCUCGCCUACCUACCACAAUCCCGAGGACGAGCUACUCAACCUCAACAUCUCGCAGGCGCUGUUCCCGCACGGCCCUGUCGAUCCGCUUGCGCCUUCGUCAUUCAAUGACCUCCUCUCGACUGCCGAAUCGCUGCUUUCCCGAUACCAGACUUCGUACCGCCAGCUCUCCACCGCGCUGGUAGAUGCGCGCGCCGAGCAGAGCGCACAGGACGACGAACUCGACGAAGCAGAUACACGGAUCAUGCAUCUGAAGUCACAACUAGAGACCAUGGCAGCGCGCGCAAACGACCAGGACGAGCAGAUGCGCAGACUCAUGGAGGAGCUCAUAUUCGAGCGGCGCGCCCGAGAGGAGGAAGAGGCCGCGCGGAAGCAGAGCCUCGCCAUGGUGCGCAGGGACACGCACCACGACACGCAGGACGCAGACAGCGUGCACAGCCCGCGCCGGCGAAACCGCGUGUCCAACUCAGAUGUUAGUGUUGACUCGGGCUUCGAGUCCGAGUGCGAGACCGACGCCGCGAGCAUCUUCUCGCGCAACAACUGCCUCAGUCCGACCGGCACGGAUCUUUCUUCGGUGGCGGAGACGGACGAUAGACAGACCACGCCCAAGGGCAAGAAGCCCGCGCUGCAGACCCGGAGUAGCACGUACGACAAGGUACGGGACGGGACGGCGCGUCUGGAGAACAACAACGGCUGGGGCUGCACCAACUGCGAGGGCGGGUCGCAGGCGGCGGUGUGGGGGCGGCUAGCGAGGGAGCGCGAGGAGAACAGCGUGCUGAGGCGGCGUGUGGGCGAGCUGGAAGAGGCGGUUGAGGGGGCGCUGAAUGUGGUGGAUGGGCCGUGGGGCAUGUAGAUGAGAAGUAUUGGAUUAAUUCCUGUGCACACUGGUAGGGAUGGAUUGGCAGACUCGUACAGGCGUCUGAAGAGGGCAUUUAGCAUCAGAUUGCGUUUUGCUUAUUGCAUUGUAUGGCAUUGCAUGGACUCAAUGCCGCAUAUCUCGACCUCGAAGGUCUUGGAAUCAACCAACGAUUUA
This is a messenger RNA of Paraphaeosphaeria sporulosa, 2220 nucleotides long. RefSeq lists its product as uncharacterized. The transcript has a single exon. The coding region runs from base 370 to 2040 and encodes 556 amino acids. Lineage: Eukaryota; Fungi; Ascomycota; Dothideomycetes; Pleosporales; Didymosphaeriaceae. The record is from RefSeq and is a predicted model, not a curated record.